GCAAGGGACUGAGAGAGCAAGUCAGUGGGUCAGACUGGUGCCUCUCCUCCUUCUCCACCUCUUCAUCCACCUCCUCCUUCUCCUCUUCCUCCUCGUCUGCCUUUUUACGGCGUGUGGACAGACGGACGUCUGGGUUGAUCUCCCGCAGUGUCUUGUGACGUUUCCCGAUCUCGGGAUCCACUAAAGGGAUUAAAAAGGAAGCGACUAUGAUCAUCUGACCGCAGAUGUGACGGGCAGAAGGGAUGAUAGCAAGCUGAAGUGGUAAGACCAGACGGAUCUUCGAUGAAAGGGUCAUCGCACAUUGAUGGGAGUGCAGCUCCUGCGUUCACAUCCCCAACGAUGGACUGCGGCGACCCUAGCGCUCUGCUCAACCGGGAACACCUCAUCUACGCCAUCACGGUUCCGCUGUCGGCCUCGAUCAUCCUGGCCAACCUGGUCAUCAUCUUGGGGAUCGUGUGCAACCGCCAGCUCCACAACACCCCCAACUACUUCUUCCUGAGCCUGUUAGUGGCGGACCUGUGCACGGGCGUGGCUCUGCCUUUCAUACCUCUGAUGGGACUGAACCGAGAGCUGAGCUUCGGCUCCUGCCUGGUGGCGCACAUUUUCCCAAACUUCCUCUUCCUGGCGUUUCUGCUCAACCUUGUGAUGGUCCACUACGAGCGUUAUAUUUGUAUCGCGGAACCCCUGCACUACAGCAAUUUGUGGAUGCACCGAAGUUUUCCCCUGGCCCUGCUGCUAGUAUGGGCGCCGCCGCUUCUGUACGCGUCGUUGCCCGCCUUCGGCUGGAACAACUGGACCGGCCUGGACUGGAACGGCUGCUGCGCGCGUGGCCAAAAGUUGAGCGUCUCGUCAAAUUGUUCCACCAAUGUCACCGCGUGCUGCUCAUACAGACGCGUGUUCCCCAACGCUUUCAUCUACCUGGAGGUCUACGGUCUCGUCCUGCCUGCCAUUCUCACCAUUGCCGCCAUGACGGGACGCGUGCUGUGGAUCACACGAGGCCAACUGAAGGACAUCUGCCGGCUUCAUCGCUCGGUGGAGCGCGGCCAGCCCUCGGACCGGGAACAGCGGCUGAACAUGCGCUACACUCGCUGCGUGGUGGCCGUGUCUCUGACCUUUCUUGCAUGCUGGGUUCCUUACCUCAUCUACAUGCACGUGUGCAUUGCCUUCUUGAUCAGCGACACCAAAUGGAACUCCAACACACUCAUCGUACUCUCGUGCACCGGUAUCGGCAGUAUGGCUGUGGUGCCGCUGGUGUUGGGCCUCGCCAACAGGCAGUACACAGAACCAGCGUACAAACUGCAACAGAAACUUCGAGACAGGUUGAGGCAGAAGAUGCUGACAUCAAGAGAGCCUGAAGUAAGGGAAAAUACCAAUGACAAUCUUGAGUAGCUCCUGUUCAGAUGCAGCUAUAGACAUACAUUAUUCAUGGUAAUCUUUGGCUUUCAUUUGAAUACAACUGAAGGGUUCAAAGGCAUAAGACGUCUCCGUUUUUUGUGAAUUAAAUAAAAGGAUUUUUUUUUUUUUCAUUUCCGAUUCCAGGAAGGCUAAUACGGAAACUUUGAUUUAAAAAAAAAACCUUCCAAAGCAGUUUUAGAGGUCAGUUUAUCACAAAACUAAACUAUUUCAUGAAAAUAUUUCAAAAUGUUUACAAAACACAAGACUUUCCCCCAAAUAAUGAGUAUUAUGCUGCAUUCACACUGGAAGCAAUGGCAACGUGAACUUUCGCCUCCGGUUAUCCGCCCAAGUUUGAUCACGGGAGUUGUGUAAUGUGAGUUUGCUUCAUUCUUGCCACACUAUCCUCUAACUGAAAAAAAAAGCCUGAACAUUACUAGUCAACAAACAAUUGACUAAGACAACCAGUGUGUUGUUUGUGCUAAAAUUCGGGCUAAUGCUAUUGCUAGCUUGUUUGGAGCCAACAGCUGAAAACAAGUAGCUUCAAAUUUACACUUAGCAGAUAUGACAACAUUCUGACAUCUUUUUUGUCAAGAACUUUUUAAUUCCUCUCACAUUUAAGUGUACACAUUGUAGUUAGGCUUGAUGGGAAAGAUUUCAUUCUUGUAAGGGGCCCCAGUUCCGGUACAUUUUGAAAAUCCCUGCUGUACAGUACUGGAAACUCAGAAGCAAGAACUCAGUUUUUUUUUUUUUUUUUUGUUAACACUCUUCUAACGAUAGCAGUAGGAGCCGGAGAAGUUGUUGUAUAAAAGUAGCAGACCACCUUGCACAGGCUGCCAAUGAAUGGCAGGGCAAAUGUGAAUGGGGCAUUGUUACAUUUGACGCAGGAAAACCAUACUCAUGACAAUUAGUCGCCAGAUAAUGGCAUUUGAGCGUCAUGUCUUGUUAUUUUGGCUGCACUUGAAAUGAUUGUAACCAGUUUCCCUCUACCUCCUGCCUGCAAUGUUUACUCCCACUUUCCCCAGCAGUGUUUAUCUAUGUACUGGUAUGCAAGCUGAGGAGGAGAGAGGGAUGCACUCCCUAGAGUGGUCCAUCUACAGUAAGAAGGAAUAACAUUGACCUUUUUUCCGUGCAGACGUUUAUUAGGAGGCUAGAAAUGUCACCGUAAGGACCGCAAAUGUUGGCUUUGUAUAUAAAAAGAUGUGUUUGCUUUCAAAGCAAAGCCUAUAAGAGGAAAUUACAUCUUGAAAUAAAUGUGGAUGAUA
Molecule: messenger RNA, 2657 nt
Organism: Hippocampus comes (tiger tail seahorse)
Lineage: Eukaryota; Metazoa; Chordata; Actinopteri; Syngnathiformes; Syngnathidae
Product: G-protein coupled bile acid receptor 1
Exons: 2
Coding region: 283-1389 (368 amino acids)
Biological process (GO): G protein-coupled receptor signaling pathway
Cellular component (GO): membrane
Molecular function (GO): G protein-coupled receptor activity
Source: RefSeq, a predicted model, not a curated record